Vespula pensylvanica (western yellowjacket) is the source of this 1805-nucleotide messenger RNA. Its product is annotated as trichohyalin-like. NCBI's taxonomy places the organism in Eukaryota, Metazoa, Arthropoda, Insecta, Hymenoptera, Vespidae. The record is from RefSeq and is a predicted model, not a curated record. Bases 168 to 1805 code for a protein of 545 amino acids. The transcript has 8 exons.
UAUAUAUACAUUAUGUAGCUAUCUACGUAAUAUAAUUUCCCGUUUCUCGAAAAGAGCAGUGAUUCUUUAAUAAUACUCGAAAUCGGUGAACCGAGAAUAUCGUAAAAUUUUGAAGCAAUCGUGUCGUUUGGUUUAAGAGCGCUUUUUCUCUCUCGUAAAGGGAACGAAUGCUGUCCAUUGUACGCGCGAUGCGCGGAAAGAGCAGUGUAUUCCUCGUAAUGUAUCACUUGGAGGAACGACAGGAAACGCUACAAUUGCGUAGGAAGCUCGAAGAGGUAAAUGCAAAGUUCGUUCAACUACAGCAAGCUUUCGUGAUGAAACUACGAUCGCAGAAGCAUCGAGAAACACGAUUCGACCGUCUGACUCUCGAAAACCAAGAGAUUCAAAGAUUCGCCGAGGAAUGCUUGCGAGACGUCACGGAAAUGAGAAUAAGGUUGAAAGAGACGGAGAACGAGAGGGAUCUUUGGAAAAACACGGCAAUGCGUGGACGGAAAAAAGCAGAGCGGAUGAGAAGCGAGGCCAAAGUCGUGGAGGAAUCUCUUGAAAAGAAGCGAGAAAGCGUUUCGAGAAGCAUACGAAACGAACAGAGGGAAAAACAGCUCGAGGAAUUAUCCGGUUUUUACAACGAAGCUAAAGAAAAGAUACGUCGUCUUGAAGAGGAAACGAAGGAAAACGCGACGCGAAAGGAAUCCUUUGAAGCGAGAGCGCGCGAAUUAGCGAAUCUGUUGGAAACUUUGGAGCACUUCGAUCUCGACGUUAAAACCUUGUGUCGUCUUACCGCGGAGGCCGUGGAAAAUUUGACCAAAGUCGGACUACACUUUGCGGAAACUAUAAAGAAAUUGAGACAGUUUACUUGGAAAACCGAUGACAAAGAGUGCGAUACCGAAACGAACAAACUGAGGUCUCAAAAUUUGGUACUGCGAGAAAUUGUGAAGAGUCUUAAGCGAAGGGCGCAAUUUCGAUCGGAGAAUCAAGCUUCGAGAGAGAAAGAUUUAAAGGAAAGUAUCAAUGAGAGAGAAAACAAAAUCGAAGAGUCGCAUAAUUAUAGGGAUUUAAAAGCUAACGAUAACAACGCUAACGUAAAAAAGAAUCGAAAUCAAACCUGGAUGCAGCACGAAACGAACUCGAAAGGAAACGACGACGUAGAAAAUGUUGUAAAUGACACAUCCUUCAAAAAUGAUUUUGGAGAGGAUCAAACGUUUAUAAACGACAGGACAGAAUCUAAAGAAAAAUGCUUUUCAACGAGAUAUAAUCGCGAUAGUAAGGAAAUCGUGUCCAACGAGGUUGAUGAAAAAUUGCUCUGCAUCGAAUCGCAUAAAAACGGGAUUUUUUAUGACGAAUAUGUGAUCGGAUUCUCAAACAAUCGACAAAUGAAAAUCAAACAUUCGCCCGAGGCCAGUACAAAGGCGGCGCACUUAAAAUUGGAAAUUGUGGAUUGCGAAGAAAAAUAUCAGGAAAGUCCCCCGGAUAAAGUAGUAAUACUCUUGAAAAAUCUUUGGACGUCCAUUAAAAUCAACCGUACCGGCAUUAAUUGUGCCACUCAAACGGUGUUAACUCGAAAACGUGAUAAUUAUACGCAAACUUCGAUCACUGAAAUACGCAAUUUUCUACGAUUAAAUGUUGGCUAUACGAUGUUAAAUAGUGAAAAACGUGCCAUUGAAAGGAAUUUAUCUAGUUUGGAAGAGACCGUAGCUCGUUUAAAGUCUAACACGUUACAUCAUGCACGAUCUAUGAUUGGGAAAAAUUACAAAUGUUUGAGGAACGAUGAAUUUUUUGAGUGCAUCGAACGUUUGGCUGGAGGCUAA